AUUGAAUUGAAUUGUAUAGGGUAUCUGUGUGGAUAUACAUCUAAUGAAUCUAGAUAUGUAGAGAUGAAGACUACCUGAUUUUCAGAUCAAAUCUGUAUUAGACAAUAAGGUAUAGUAGUAGCGACCGUAAAAGACACAUCGUGUCUAUGCUGAAAUCCAAGCCAAACAAAAACCCCCAAUAUUCCAUUCCGUAUAUGCUCCGCUCAAUUGCAACGGGUAUCAGCUCCUUCAUGGUCAAUUUCACCGGACAGAUAUGUAAAAGCCCGAGCCAAUUAGCUACUGAUCGUAGCUACCCCCCCGAGAAAGCAAAAGAAAGGAAAUACUCUAAGAAAAAGGACAAAGAAAAUGAAACGAUUGCCCGCUGCGAAUAUUGCCCGGGCCCCUUAAACAAGGAAUGCCACGGAAACGCAGAAAAAAACUCGAAACAUGUCACAACCAGUUGGUAUCUGAAGAUUCAUGGCAAAAGAAAAGAAAAUCAAAACAAAAACCCUAGUCUAAGCGAGAGGAAGAAGAAUCACCAUCCGGAAAACAACCAGUACCUCUAUGGUCAUAACGUGGGGAAUCAAGAGACAUCAUUGCAAAUCCCCGUUGCCCCUGUGCCGUGUCCUGCCAAUCCAUGAUAUACUGAAAAGCACAAAGUAAAAAAAAAAAAAA
This is a messenger RNA of Aspergillus alliaceus, 654 nucleotides long. RefSeq lists its product as uncharacterized. NCBI's taxonomy places the organism in Eukaryota, Fungi, Ascomycota, Eurotiomycetes, Eurotiales, Aspergillaceae. The record is from RefSeq and is a predicted model, not a curated record. The coding region runs from base 147 to 620 and encodes 157 amino acids. The transcript has a single exon.